GCGCAGGGCAUUGUGGGAAGGGCGGCCGGUGCUGCCGCAGCUGCCAUCUUAGGGACUCCGGGCCAGGCCUGCUAGGCCUCUACGGCGGAGGCGGCCGUGUGCGCGGCGGGUGCGCUCGGGGCGAGGCGGAGGGUCCGUGGGCGGGGGGCCGAGCUUCCCGGCGGCGAGGGGCGGCCUGCGGCGGGCAGCGGGUGACAGGCGGCGGGCGCCGCGCCGCGCGAGGAUGGGCCGGUCGCGGAGCCGGAGCUCGUCCCGCUCCAAGCACACCAAGAGCUCCAAGCACAACAAGAAGCGCAGCCGCUCGCGCUCGCGCUCGCGGGACAAGGAGCGGGUGCGGAAGCGCUCCAAGUCCCGGGAGAGCAAACGGAACCGGCGGCGGGAGUCGCGCUCACGCUCGCGCUCCACCAACGCGGCGGCGUCCCGGCGCGAGCGGGAGCGCGCCUCGUCCCCGCCCGACCGCAUCGACAUCUUCGGGCGCACGGUGAGCAAGCGCAGCAGCCUGGACGAGAAGCAGAAGCGGGAGGAGGAGGAGAAGAAGGCGGAGUUCGAGCGGCAGCGAAAAAUUCGGCAGCAAGAAAUAGAAGAAAAACUCAUUGAGGAAGAAACAGCACGAAGAGUAGAAGAAUUGGUAGCAAAGAGGGUAGAAGAAGAAUUGGAGAAAAGGAAGGAUGAAAUUGAACGAGAAGUCCUCCGAAGGGUGGAAGAGGCCAAACGCAUCAUGGAAAAGCAGUUGCUCGAAGAACUCGAGCGACAGAGACAAGCUGAGCUUGCAGCACAAAAAGCUAGAGAGGAGGAAGAACGAGCAAAGCGUGAGGAGCUGGAGCGGAUAUUAGAAGAAAAUAACCGGAAAAUCGCAGAAGCACAGGCCAAACUGGCUGAAGAACAGUUGAGAAUUGUUGAAGAACAAAGAAAGAUUCAUGAGGAAAGGAUGAAACUAGAACAAGAACGACAACGUCAACAAAAAGAAGAACAAAAAAUUAUCCUGGGCAAGGGGAAGUCCAGGCCAAAACUGUCCUUCUCGCUAAAAACCCAGGACUGAGCGGCAAACUCUGAACUUUUUACAAAGGAAAAUGAAAAAACUUCGUAUUGUAGCUUCAUGUUGAAGUGGUUUUUUGUUUUUGUUUGUUUAUUUUUUUUAAUUGGAGAAUCUGGAAAGUUAGCUUGUUCUAAUAGGGGCUAUGCUCUGCAAUCCCUUUAUUUUUCCCUCUCCUCCAUUAUGUCAAAUCCUUAUCAGAUCAUUGCUGUUUUUUAGAAGUGGUGUAUUUUUCACCUGUUGGGAUUCUGUACUGGUUGGUGGUCUGCCAUUGAGCAGGUCACGUGGUGACUAGCUGGUCUGGUAAGGUGUUCACUGACCACUGACUUCGGGGUUAUACUCUGUUUACUACGUCCUAAUGCUGGUGUUGCUGACUUUUUGUUUUUUUAUACAUUUAUAAAAAAAGAAAAAGUUGGUAAUUGCAUUGCAAAAUUCCCAGGGUUGUGCUGGAGCUGUGUGGUGUGUGUCACAGCAGUGUCCUUGUGAUGCUGUGGCUCUUGGUGUUCCCGAUAACAGGUAAGGAUAACAGUUGCUCACCUGCUACAGAAGCACCUGCAGUGCAGUAUUGUCUCUGUUGGACUUUUGUUUCUUUCAUUGACAAGUCAAACCAGCAUUCCCCACUGUAAAUAAAUGAUUUUGCUGAAUAAAGUAAAGUCUUAAAUUCA
This is a messenger RNA of Microtus oregoni (creeping vole), 1698 nucleotides long. RefSeq names its product arginine and glutamate rich 1 (gene Arglu1). The transcript has 4 exons. Gene Ontology annotation, cellular component: mitochondrion; nucleoplasm. NCBI's taxonomy places the organism in Eukaryota, Metazoa, Chordata, Mammalia, Rodentia, Cricetidae. The record is from RefSeq and is a predicted model, not a curated record. The coding region runs from base 224 to 1039 and encodes 271 amino acids. Gene Ontology annotation, molecular function: cadherin binding.